Raphanus sativus (radish) is the source of this 1642-nucleotide messenger RNA. RefSeq lists its product as uncharacterized. NCBI's taxonomy places the organism in Eukaryota, Viridiplantae, Streptophyta, Magnoliopsida, Brassicales, Brassicaceae. The record is from RefSeq and is a predicted model, not a curated record. Bases 160 to 1335 code for a protein of 391 amino acids. The transcript is spliced from 2 exons.
GCCGACGCAGAAACCUGCGGCAACCAAACGAACAGGCCUUCUAGCGUUUUCUCUAGUCGCACCUCCCUCCCACCCUCCCUCCAUCUUCUCCCUCUUCUUCUGACCCUUACAACCUCCAAUCUCUGCAUCACAACUCAGGAGCCAUUACUUGUUAUUCGAAUGGAGUGCAACCGAGACGAGGCCUUAAGGGCAAAAGAAAUAGCAGAGAACAAGUUCAAAACAAGAGACUUCGCAGGAGCCAAGAAGUUCGCAUUGAAAGCUCAAUCCCUCUUUCCAGAGAUGGAAGGCGUUUCUCAGAUGCUAUCCACUUUCCAUGUCUUCCUCGCCGCAGAGACCAGAGUUAACGGGGAAGUAGACUGGUACGGGAUACUCGACGCAAACCCACGUGAUGACAACGAGACGCUGAAGAAAAAGUACAGGAAGCUCGCUCUAAUACUCCACCCGGACAAAAACAGCUCCGUUGGAGCCGAUGGAGCUUUCAAGCAUGUCUCCGAAGCUUGGAAGUUCUUGUCUGAUAAGGACAAGAGAGGUGCUUAUGAUCGUAAGAGGAGUUUGUACACUAUGUAUAACAAGGUUUCCGUCUCUUCUUCUAACAGCGGCUUCUGCAAUUUCGCCAACGUUAGGCCGCCGCCGCCGCCGCCGAGUCAGAAGAAGAACAAUCCUCCGCCGACGCAGAAGAGCAAUCCUCCGAAGCCAGCACAGAGGACAGGAGAGAGUGAUCAUCAUCAUCAUCAUCAUCAUACAACAGCACCGAGCUCGUUUGCUGCGGAUGAUACUUUCUGGACGGUUUGUAGGAGAUGCAUGACGCAGUACGAGUAUCUUAGAACAUAUGCCAACUGUAACGUUAUGUGUCCUAACUGUCUACAGUCGUUUUCAGCAGUGCGAGUCCCUAAACCGGGUAUGUUAAGCCAUUGGAGUCGUCUCAACAGUGCAAAGACGAAGUCAGCUGAUGCUGCUGCUGCUUCAGGUGUGUUCAACAACUCCAAGUGGACAUUCUCGAGAACCAGUAGUGUUGCUCACGCUAAAAGUCUGGUUCAACAGACUUAUGAGAAGGUGAAGAAAGAUCGUGAGGAGGCACAAGCAAGUGAUAAAAGAGGAAAGAAGAAUGCCAAAAGGAAGUGCACUACCACUGGUGCUUCUCUUAAAAAGAGGAAGGUAGUAGGAGAAAACGAGACAGGUGGCUCUGGUGGAAGAAAGGUCGUUUACUAUGUGAGUGCUGGUGAGACCGGAAGGAACAUGGGAAAGUUACAUGUAACAACGAAAGAGAGAGCAUCUCCCAGACUCAAGAAAAAGAUUUGCAAGGAGGCUGUUACAAGGGAGGUGAAGUCGCGUUAGCGUUCUGAAUCAGUUGAGGUAGUAUUUUUUUGAGUUAUCAAGGCAUAACUGUGCGGUUGAUGUGUCUGCUAUAUAUCAGCUUCAGGCCAUCAGCUCUAGGAUAUAUAUAUUUUGUAAUGCGGGGCAUUUGGUAAUCUCUUGGUUCUAACAUUGUAGAGAACAAGAUGGGUCUUUUUUCUGGGGUAGAUUGAUUGCAAAAUACUUCAACAUUUUAAGAUAGACUCAUUGUUGUGUCAAGUUGUGUUUGUAUCAAACAAUCAUCACUUGGUUCUUAUGUUCCUUUUCAUUUUAGUCACUUAGCAAAACG